AUUUUUUUGUCAUUUCGUGUUCUAUAUAAGCUCUUCAUAAAACAAUCAGCAACUUUGUGCGCCUUGAUACCCUAGGGUUUCUCAACAUAAUAAUCGAUUUUACUUUCAUCUCAAUCCCAGGGCCAACUUCCGGAGCUAUGUACGGACCAAGAGGGGCAAUGUUGGGGAGCGGGGGGUUUUCAGACGGGUACGACAUCGGCUCAAAGAGACCAAGAAUGAUGGAACCAAAUCCUUACCUCGCAGUGAGCAGCAGUGCAAGUGGCUAUCAGCAGGCUUACGACUAUGACAGCAGAUUUGAGCCCUCUGUAUUUCCUGUUGUUCGUUUAAGGGGUCUUCCGUUUGAUUGCACUGAGAUUGACAUUUACAAGUUCUUUGCUGGCCUGGACAUUGUGGAUAUUUUCCUGGUUAACAAGGAUGGUAGGUUCUCUGGAGAAGCAUUUGUUGUCUUCGCUGGUCAUAUGCAAGUGGAUUUUGCUCUUCAGAGGGAUCGACAGAACAUAGGGAGGAGAUAUGUGGAGGUUUUCAGUUGCAAGAAGCAAGACUAUUACCAAGCUAUAGCUGCUGAGAUGAAGGAAGGAGGAGGUUAUGACUCUGACUACCAUCCUUCCCCGCCACCUCCUCGACCAAAGAGGGGGUCCCAGAACAAAGAUCAAAUGGAAUACACCGAGAUAUUGAAAAUGCGCGGUCUCCCGUACAGGUGCACGAAAGCUGACAUUGUCAAGUUUUUUGGUAGGGAAUUUAACCUUGCAGAUGACAAGAUAAACAUUACCUACCGGCGUGAUGGAAAAGCUACUGGAGAUGCUUUUGUGGAAUUUGCAUCGGCUGAGGAGGCUAAGAGAGCUAUGUGCAAGGAUAAUGUGGUGAUUGGAUCUAGGUACAUCGAGCUAUUUCCUUCAAAUACAGAUGAAGCAAGGCGUGGGUCAAGGUCACGGCAAUGAUAGAGGAGAUUUUCUAUUAUGGAGCUGUUAAACUGUCAGCUGUUUCCUCUGUUUAUUAGUCCCGUUGUUAAAGACUUUCUCCACCCGUUCCCUCAUUACGUUUUCUAGACAAUAUAUGAAUCUGUGAAAGUUAUGGGACUGUCAAUCUCGGAUGUCUUAGUUGUGGUAUUGGCUAACUUACUUUAAACGCUUAGCCAUCAAUUGAUCGUUUACUUAUACUGUAGUUCUGUUAUGCUGAGGAUUCUUGUUUUGCAGAGUCACUAAGAAGUUUAUAUGAUUUUCCUAGAA
Molecule: messenger RNA, 1226 nt
Organism: Lycium barbarum (goji berry)
Lineage: Eukaryota; Viridiplantae; Streptophyta; Magnoliopsida; Solanales; Solanaceae
Exons: 2
Coding region: 138-938 (266 amino acids)
Cellular component (GO): ribonucleoprotein complex
Molecular function (GO): RNA binding
Source: RefSeq, a predicted model, not a curated record